Rhinopithecus roxellana (golden snub-nosed monkey) is the source of this 1370-nucleotide messenger RNA. RefSeq names its product aldo-keto reductase family 1 member C1 homolog. The transcript has 9 exons. The coding region runs from base 177 to 1148 and encodes 323 amino acids. Gene Ontology annotation, biological process: daunorubicin metabolic process; progesterone metabolic process; prostaglandin metabolic process. Lineage: Eukaryota; Metazoa; Chordata; Mammalia; Primates; Cercopithecidae. Gene Ontology annotation, cellular component: cytosol. Gene Ontology annotation, molecular function: androsterone dehydrogenase [NAD(P)+] activity; aldose reductase (NADPH) activity; ketosteroid monooxygenase activity. The record is from RefSeq and is a predicted model, not a curated record.
AAAGUUGGAUUGGAUUCCAUUUUUAUCACUGCCUGUGUAAGACUGCCUCUGUCCCUCCUCUCACAUGCCAUUGGUUAACCCACAGACAGUAUGUCCAGGGAUGUUGCCAGCUAAUUGCUCUUAUAGCCUGUGAGGGAGGAAGAAAGAAACAUUUGCCAACCAGGCCAGUGACAGAAAUGGAUUCGAAACAUCAGCGUGUGAAGCUGAAUGAUGGUCACUUCAUGCCCGUCCUGGGAUUUGGCACCUAUGCGCCUGCAGAGGUUCCUAAAGAUAAAGCUCUAGAGGCCACCAAACUGGCGAUAGAAGUUGGGUUCCGCCAUGUUGAUUGUGCACAUAUUUAUAAUAAUGAGGCGCAGGUUGGAUUGGCCAUCCGAAGCAAGAUUGCAGAUGGCAGUGUGAAGAGAGAAGACAUAUUCUACACUUCAAAGCUUUGGAGCAAUUCCCAUCGACCAGAGUUGGUCCGACCAGCCUUGGAAAGGUCACUGAAAAAUCUUCAAUUGGACUAUGUUGACCUCUAUCUUAUUCAUUUUCCAGUGUCUCUAAAGCCAGGUGAGGAGAUGAUCCCCAAAGAUGAAAAUGGGAAAGUACUGUUUGACACAGUGGAUCUCUGUGCUACGUGGGAGGCCAUGGAGAAAUGUAAAGAUGCAGGAUUGGCCAAGUCCAUCGGGGUGUCCAACUUCAACCGCAGGCAGCUGGAAAUGAUCCUCAAUAUGCCAGGGCUCAAGUACAAACCUGUCUGCAACCAGGUGGAAUGUCAUCCUUACCUCAACCAGAGAAAACUGCUGGAUUUCUGCAAGUCAAAAGACAUUGUUCUGGUGGCCUAUAGUGCUCUGGGAUCCCAUCGAGAAGAACAAUGGGUUGACCAGAACUCCCCGGUUCUCUUGAAGGACCCAGUCCUUUGUGCCUUGGCAAAAAAGUACAAGCGAACCCCAGCCCUGAUUGCCCUGCGCUACCAGCUGCAGCGUGGCGUUGUGGUCCUGGCCAAGAGCUACAAUGAGCAGCGAAUCAGGGAGAACAUGAAGGUGUUUGAAUUCCAGUUGACUUCAGAGGACAUGAAAGCCAUAGAUGACCUAGACAGAAAUAUACGAUAUUUGACCCCUGUUAUUUUGGCUGACUCCCCUGAUUAUCCAUUUUCUGAUGAAUAUUAACAUGGAGGGCAUUGCAUGAGGUCUCCCAAAAGGCCCUACAUGUGGAUGGUGACACAGAAGAUGUCUCCAUGCUGGUGACUGGACACAUCGCCUCUGGUUAAAUCUCUCCUGCUUGGCCACUUCAUCAAGCUACAGCUAAGCCCAUCAGCCAGAAAAGAAAGACAAUAAUUUUUUUCUCAUUUUGAAAAAAUUAAAUGUUCUCUCCUAAAGAUUCUUCACCUA